AUGGUCCCCAUCCCUCGCCGCGGCGUGGACUACCGCGGCAAGAUUGUCCUUGCGCCAAUGGUGCGCUCUGGAGAACUUCCCUCCCGUCUCCUGGCAUUAAAGUACGGCGCUGACCUCGUGUGGGGCCCCGAAACUGUUGACCGCGCAAUCAUCGGCACGACAAGACGGUACAACGAGGCUACCCAGACGGUCGAAUGGUUUCGGGUUGCUUCCCACGGACAGAAAGAGCCGCCGCCAGACGCAAAGGAAAACAUCAUCUACGCCACUCACCCCGAGAAGGAGAAGAGCAGGCUCAUCUUCCAGAUUGGCACGUCGGACCCGGACCGCGCACUGCAAGCCGCAAGAUUGGUCGCGGCGGACGUUGCUGGCAUUGAUGUCAAUGCCGGAUGCCCCAAGCCCUUUAGCACCAGCGGUGGUAUGGGCGCUGCCCUGCUGCGAACUCCAGACAAGCUAUGCGCCAUUCUAGAAACGCUUGUCAAGAACAUCACCCCCGAAUUCGAAAUCGGUAUUAGCGUCAAAAUUCGCAUUCUUGAAACGCCAGCUGAGACCGAGGCCCUGGUCAGAAGACUCGUUGCCACGGGCAUCACUGGCCUCACAGUCCAUUGCCGAACCACACCAAUGCGUCCCCGAGAGCGUGCCAUUCGCGGCCAGCUGCGUAUGGUUGCCGACAUUUGCCACGAGGCCGGUGUGGCGUGCUUGAUGAAUGGCGAUGUGGAGUCCAGAGACCAAGGUCUAAAAUUGGCACAGGAAUACGGCGCAGAUGGCGCCAUGAUUGCCGUAUCUGCGGAGAAGAAUCCUAGUUGCUUUAGGGCUGAGGCUGAUGGAGGCCUCGCUCCCUGGGAAGAGGUCGUCAAGGAAUACGUCAAGACGGCCAUGGAUGUCGAGAACCGAUUCGGCAACACAAAGUAUCUCUUGGCCCAGAUGGUUCCCGGGAAAGCCGGGCUCCACCAGCCCUUGACUCAAAGCAAGAAUUAUACAGCCGUUUGCCAGAUGCUGGGUCACGAGGAAUUUAUGGAGCAGGCCCAGGAAGCAGACGUCAGACGAGGGUUGGACAAGCCGCCAGUCAAACAGUCGAAAAAGAAUAAAUCAAACGCCACUGCUUUGGCCGCCGGCGGACAGACUGGCCAAGCAAGAGUCAAGACACAACAGAAAAAGGCGCUAUCCGAGCGAGUAGCUAAUAGUGCGCAACCGGAAAUGGAGCUGAAACCCAUCAUUUCUGUUUGA
Trichoderma gamsii is the source of this 1224-nucleotide messenger RNA. RefSeq lists its product as hypothetical. The transcript has 2 exons. The coding region runs from base 1 to 1224 and encodes 407 amino acids. Gene Ontology annotation, cellular component: cytoplasm. Gene Ontology annotation, biological process: tRNA dihydrouridine synthesis. NCBI's taxonomy places the organism in Eukaryota, Fungi, Ascomycota, Sordariomycetes, Hypocreales, Hypocreaceae. The record is from RefSeq and is a predicted model, not a curated record. Gene Ontology annotation, molecular function: tRNA dihydrouridine synthase activity; flavin adenine dinucleotide binding.